Messenger RNA from Folsomia candida, 1115 nucleotides. RefSeq lists its product as uncharacterized. The coding region runs from base 51 to 407 and encodes 118 amino acids. The transcript is spliced from 4 exons. NCBI's taxonomy places the organism in Eukaryota, Metazoa, Arthropoda, Collembola, Entomobryomorpha, Isotomidae. The record is from RefSeq and is a predicted model, not a curated record.
AGCGUAAAACAAGGUUUACACGGAUUUCAAAAAGUAUAUUACCAAACAAAAUGAUUAUCUACGAAUUGGUGACAGACCACAAAUUCACCAAGGUUGCCGAGUUUUUGCAAGAACAUUUCUUCAAAUAUGCACCUCUCGGGCUGGCUCUAGGAUUGACCCAGUCCCAGGUUCAGAGAUGGUUUGCCCCCUUCAUUCAAGCGAUCUUGAACUAUUCCGAUCCCGUCUCUUACGUAGCCAUGGAUGAGGCUGGGAACAUAAUCGGCGUACUCGUGGGUGUCGUCGAGGAUCCAGAUAAGCCAUAUCCACUACCAACGAUGAGAGAAUACCUCGACGCGACCAAAGAGCCAGUCAUGCUGCAAAUCGUGACUUUACUCGAACUUUGCAAGAAGGUUUGGACAUCCGGGUAGAACUUGGUCAACCAGCAACUGCAAAAGUUUACACGGGACUUUUCCUCUCGGUGGCUGAUGGAUGGAAGGGCUACGGAGUUGCGACAAAACUUUUCUCAAUGGGGAUUGAGAAAGCGAAGGAAAUUUCAGGAUGCACUAUUGCUAUUAACGAGUGCACAUCGGAGAUCACGUGUAAAAUGUCCUUAAAAGAGGAGCACAAGAUGGUGAGGGAGCUCGAGUAUGCAAAAUAUACGGAUCCGCAAACCGGGGUGCAUAUUUUUGAGGGGAAAGAAGCUGGAUUGGGAUACAAUACACAUGCAAGACUUAUGGCAAAACUUUUGUAAAUUCGAGUAUUACUAACACCACUAUACUGAGGUUGAUGACGACGAUUUGUAGUUUUGUACCUAGUCGUUUGUAUGGUUUUGUAAUAUAAAUAUAAAUAUAAUUCAUCUUUGGAUAUAAAUAAUUAUUAGCAUCUAGAGCCAGACUAUGCUACCAAAGGGAUAAAUGUUGGCAAAUGGCAGAGGCAUCAUCAACUUUCUCCGUUCCGUAUGAAAAAUAGACCUCAUACUGACGUUGCAUGAAAACAUGUAACAAAUAUAUGUACGCACAUACAUGAAAUCAAUUCUUGCAAUCUAUUCUGUUCAUUAUGCAUGAUGAAUUUCUCUGCAAUUCAUAUAAUUGUAAGCUGUACAUAAACCAAUAAAAUUAUAUUUUGGAGUUGGGCAA